This is a messenger RNA of Chenopodium quinoa (quinoa), 2905 nucleotides long. Its product is annotated as FRIGIDA-like protein 3. The record is from RefSeq and is a predicted model, not a curated record. The coding region runs from base 937 to 2598 and encodes 553 amino acids. NCBI's taxonomy places the organism in Eukaryota, Viridiplantae, Streptophyta, Magnoliopsida, Caryophyllales, Amaranthaceae. The transcript has 4 exons.
AUGAAUUUUUUUUCAGUUUUGUCCCUUUAAGUUUGCUCCAUAUUAUUUUUGGUUGUAAGGGACCAUACAUUUACUCUCAAAAUCUCUACGUUUGGUUUCUCAACUAUUCUCUCUCAUUAAUUUCUUCCAACUAAAAAAAAAAAACAACUUUACCCUAUAGAACAAACAAAAGGGGAGAGAGAGAAUACUAUGCAAGCAUCUAUGCAAUUAUUUGUACGGCCUUUGGAAUAGGUUAUUUUAAAAGAAUUUUUAAAUCUAGUACAAGUACAUGUCUCUUAUAUCAACCAUCACGUCCAAAAAGCAAUGUGAUGGCUAGGUGGCUAGUGUACAAGUACAAUUGUGACCAAUAGGGCCAAGCCAAUGUGCCUUAGGUUAGAAAUAUGUAACUUGAUAUGAAGAUUUAGAAUGUUGUGCUUGUAUCGUACUUGUGCUAAAUUUUAAAAUUUAUGUAUGUGAAUAGCACAUGAGCACAUAUAAGCCUCUCACGUUACUACAGGCUUGUGAUGGGUCAAACUUUUUUUGUGCCGUGCUUGAUUGGCCUUUAUGUUCGCCGGAUCCAUACCUUGCUCUAUGCCUCUAUCUAUAAUUGAAGCACAAAAAGAGUUUCUUACGCCUAGACCAAGCGAAACGUGGAAGGAGGGAUAAGUAUCAUUUUGUUAUUGUUGCACAAAGGUACAAAACUGACAAAAUUAGCUUAGCUGGAGAGCGGUGGCUGUUUGGCGAGGGUUUAAACAUGUUCUAGUUCUACUGUUCGACCGAAACGCAAAACAAACAAUAACGAUUGUUUCUGAUUCGUGAUAUUUCUAGGAACCACAAACUUCUAUCUGUUUUGCACUUUUGCCUCAUCAAAAUCUUAUCUCUCUAUUCGCUCAACCUUGAAUCUCUGCUCAUUUCACAUUUGUCUUAUAUCCAGCCCUGGCGAACGGUUACACAGAAAUGGGUGAUACAGAAGAAAUGGUUGAGAUCAAUAUGACAUCCUCUAUUGAGUUGAGCUCAUCUCUGCUAGAACAGCUAGGGAAGGCAUUAAGUGAGCUGGAAACUCAUAACGAAACUUUCAGCACUCAGGUUCCAUGGAAUGAUGUUGAAGCACAUUUCCGUAACUUGGAGUCAAUGACGAAGAAGACAUUUGAAGAACUUGAAGCCAAAGAAAAGGAUUUCACAGCUAGGGAAUCUCACUAUCACAUGCUUUUUGCUGAGAAAGAGGCAGCAGUUGUGGCUAAGGAGCAAGAUUUGUUAGAUCAGGUGCAGGAACUAAAAGAUGCUGCUGUGGCUGCAAUCACUAAAGCUAGGGACAACCAUAAGGUAAGCAGCUUUGUUGAUGAUGAAAAUGCAUCAAUUGACACCCAAGAACGGAAACCUCCUCAUAAAAUGGGGGGAAAUGUUGAAGGUGUUGCUGCCGAGGUUAAUCCUUGUGCAGAGCUGACACAAUUUUGUGAGCAGAUGGAUUCCUUAGGACUUUUGAACUUUGUCAUGGAGAACCUAGAAAACCUUUCCUCUCUUUGGAAGGAACAGCUGUCAGUUGCACUCGGUAGUGCGACUGAGCCAGCACGUUUGGUGCUUGAUGCACUGGCGGGAUUUUUCCCUCCCAAAGAAAUGACCCAAGAAGUGGAUAUUAGAGAUGCUGCCCUUCAUGGUAUGCGUCAGUCUUGUCUAAUCCUUAUGGAAGCCUUGUCUGCCUUUUUGUCAAAGGCUGACUGUGCCAUGGAUGUCUUUCUUAACCCUGAAACCCAGCAGCAGGCGAAAGUUAUUGCCAAUGAGUGGAAACUUAAAUUGGCUGGGGAAAGCAUUAAUGCUGCCAAUGAAAAUUCAUUGGAAGCAGAAGGGUUUUUGCAGCUGCUUGCAACCUUUAGAAUUGCUUCUGAGUUUGAUGAAGGACAACUCUGCAAGUAUGUUCUUGCAGUUGCUCAUCACAGGCAGGCAACUGAGCUCUGCCGCUAUCUUGAUUUGACACAAAAGAUACCAGGUUUGGUUGAUACACUGAUAAGUAAUGGGAGGCAAAUUGAUGCAGUACAUUUUAUUCAUGCUUUCAAGCUCUCUGAGGCUUUCCCUCCUGUUCCUCUUUUGAGAGCAUAUUUGAAAGAGCUAAGGAGAAACUCACAAGGAAAUGGCAGUGCUGCCUUACAGAAUGACUACAAUUCUCGAGAACUUGAAGCAUUGAGGGCAGUCAUUGCCUGUGUGGAACAAUAUAAACUUGAAGCUGACUACCCUCUUGAUCCACUCCAUAAAAGGGUUGCCCAGCUAGACAAAUCUGUCAGAGGUGAUACUAAGAGGACAGCUGAAACCGGUCAUCACCAACAUAAAAAAAAGCCGCGAUUUGAUAGAGGAUUCCAGGGCCAACGAGCUCGGGGAUUUGGCCGUGGGAGACAUGGCCCACCACCAAGGGCAGCAUAUACGGGAGUAACUGGACGACCAGAGAGGUACAAUCCUGCUUUUCCAACUCCUCAUAGCUAUACCGUUACUGCUCAACUUCCUUAUGCUGCUCAAGCCACUGAUCAAAGGUUAUAUUAUCCGCAAGAUACCAGGCCCAGAGGCCCGUAUUCUCCUGCUGCCCCUAGCUAUGGCUCUAAUCUGCAACCAUCACACCAACCAUAUGCCUAAGAUUCAAAUGACAUUAGAUCCAACUUAGUCUAGCUUUAAUUGAUUAUCAAAGGAUUUUAGGCAAGCAGUUACGUGUGUUAGGAAGGUACAUUUUGUAUCAGAUCAUUGCUGAGCCAGUACUUUAAGGGUUGUGGUUCACCGCUGUGCAAGCAGUAACGUGUUGUUAGGGGGCUACAGUUUGUGUUAUUUUCAUCUGUGUUAAAAGGUUUUUGCGUAUUGCCUUUUAUUUAAAAAUUAUACCCUCAGAUUGUUAUUGCAGCCCCUGUAUCUUCUUGUAAGAUGCUGUUUGCUAGUUGCAACUUCUCUA